GAUCGGGACCGGGGCCGGGCGGCCGCCCUCGCCCUCCCGCGGGCCGGGGGCGCUGCGUGCGGAGCCGCGCGUCUUCGCGCAGGCCUGAUGCCCAGGGUGCCGGCCUGGGGCGGCCCAGCGAGGGCCGGCCCAGCGUCCCGGCUUCUCCCCGCCCUCCCGCCGCCCCGUGGCGGGGUGUGCGCGGAGGGUGCGGGCCCUUGAGGGGGGCUGAGGGCCCUGCUGGCCGCUCCCGAGGGAACGGCUGUUCGGGGAAGCGGGCUGUGGCGUUCAGAGCCGGCUCCUCUCCUCAGCGGUGCCGCCUCUGGUUGUCGCGCGUUUCAAGCCGCUUCCUCAUGCUUUGUAGCGAGAUGCUGUGCUGAGCUGGGCGAUGGCUGUGUGGGCCGGGCAGGCCUCCCGCUGGCGCUGCCUGCUGCCCGCGGCCCGUGCUGCCGCCUUUCCUGGGAGGCUGCGGGCCCGCGGCAGCACCGCGCCGGCCUGUCGAGGGUUUCCCCCUCUGGUCCUGCUGCCCUGUAGAAAGGAAGUUCUUGCGUGGAGAUUGCAGGCAUGCAGGCACGUGUCUGUAGGAAGCUGUUCUUCACCCGACAGUGCCAAGGAUGAAUCCUUUUCUUCUCCCGAAAGUAACUUGCCUUCACCAGCGAAACAGGAGCAAGUAAAAGCAGAAAUAUUACCUGACCCAAAUGCAAAAAUACUGUAUGAAGACUGGGAUGACAUCUCACCUUCAUCUGCUUUGGAGCAGAUUUCUGAGGAAGAAGCUGUGCAGAUCAUUGCAGAACCAAUUCUUCCCCUUCAGUCUUCAACGCUCCGAGAUUAUGUUGAUCACUCAGAAACUCUGGCGAAACUUGUCCACCUAGGAGUUGACUUAUCCCAAGUGGAAAAACGUCAAAAGGCAGGUCAACUUUUACUGACUUUGGACUUUGAAAAAGAUAUAAGAAAAAUACUUCUAUUUCUUAAGGAUGUGGGUGUAGAAGACAAUCAGCUGGGAUCGUUCCUGACCAAAAAUCCGUAUAUCCUUGCUGAAGAUCUGGAAGCUUUAGAAACCAGAGUGGAUUACUUAAAAUCAAAAAAAUUUGGUACGGCAGAAAUUGCUCAGAUGGUCUCAAGAGCUCCAUAUUUGCUGUUGUUUUCAGUGGAAAGACUGGAUAACAGACUGGGUUUCUUCAAAAAGGAACUUGGCCUCAGCGUAAAAAAGACAAAGGAUCUGGUAGUUCGUCUUCCAAGGCUACUGACUGGCAAACUGGAGCCUGUAAAAGAAAAUCUCCAGGUUUGUCAGAUUGAACUUGGUUUUAAACAUAAUGAAAUUCAAGAGAUUGUGUUUAAAACACCCAAGAUCUUAACUGCAAGUAAGAAGAGACUCAGACAGACAUUUGACUACUUACACAACAUAAUGGGCAUUCCCCACCACAUGCUUACUCGCUUUCCUCAGGUUUUCAACUCAAAGCUAUUACGGAUCAAAGAGAGACAUUUGUUUCUUACAUUCUUGGGAAGAGCCCAGUAUGACCCAGCACAACCCAGCUACAUCUCUCUGAACCAGCUGGUAUCCUUGCCUGAUGAGGUGUUUUGCACAGAGAUUGCCAAAGCUUCUAUACAGGACUUUGAAAAAUUCUUAAAAACGCUUUAAUUAGUAACACGUACAAAAAAUAGAAUUAAGUUAUGAAAUAAACACAUUUUAUAAAACUA
Molecule: messenger RNA, 1677 nt
Organism: Apus apus (common swift)
Lineage: Eukaryota; Metazoa; Chordata; Aves; Apodiformes; Apodidae
Gene: MTERF3
Product: mitochondrial transcription termination factor 3
Exons: 8
Coding region: 368-1618 (416 amino acids)
Biological process (GO): regulation of DNA-templated transcription; mitochondrial ribosome assembly
Cellular component (GO): mitochondrion
Molecular function (GO): double-stranded DNA binding
Source: RefSeq, a predicted model, not a curated record